Messenger RNA from Xiphophorus maculatus (southern platyfish), 4069 nucleotides. RefSeq names its product major facilitator superfamily domain-containing protein 8-like (gene mfsd8l2). NCBI's taxonomy places the organism in Eukaryota, Metazoa, Chordata, Actinopteri, Cyprinodontiformes, Poeciliidae. The transcript is spliced from 12 exons. The record is from RefSeq and is a predicted model, not a curated record. The coding region runs from base 106 to 1515 and encodes 469 amino acids. Gene Ontology annotation, biological process: transmembrane transport. Gene Ontology annotation, molecular function: transmembrane transporter activity.
GGAAGACUCUCAGAACGCCUCAAGAACCGCUGCUAACAGAACGUCUGGCCGCUUUGAAGCAAAACACAAAGACUGCCGAUAAAGGGCGGCGAGUAAGUCAGCACAAUGGAGAAUCACCAGAAGAGGACUCUAACUUUCCUUACCAUCGGAUUGAUAUUCAUGCUGAGCGGGAUAGAGUACGCCGUCAUUCUACCCACAAUAUGGAGGUAUCUGCAGAUUCUGGAGGCUCCACCUUACUUCUUAGGUCUGGGCCUGUCUGCCUUCAGCCUGAGCGCGCUGCUCACCGGUCCUCUUUUUGGAGUCUGGUCGGAUCGAAGCAAAACCACCAAAUCCAUCAUCCUGUUCUCCAACCUCUUUGAAAUCGCUGGUAACUUCAUGUAUUUUAUUGGCUAUUCAAAGUGGCUGUUAUUAUGCAGUCGGCUUGUAGCAGGUGUGGGUGCAGGAGCAGGCUCCUCCAUCUUUGGCUUCCUAACCCGGAGCACUCUGCCAGAGGAGCGCGCCGGUAUCUUCGCAGCCAUCAUGGCCUGUCGUCAGGCCGGCCUUCUCGUCGGCCCGGCGUUCAACUUGUUCCUGCGGCUGUGUGAUUUCAAACUGGGGCCCUUUGCUGUGAACAAGUACACGUCUCCUGGGAUCUUCAUGUGUCUGCUGUGGACGCUGCUUCAGUUCGUCGUCCUGGCCGGGUACUGGGACGUACCGCCCAUAAGCUCGCAGGGGGGAGUCGUCCUGUUGGAGAUGAAACAAGAGGAGGAAGAGGAGGCGCCCCUGAUGGGGUCAGACGAGGAGGAGGCGCGUACCUACAGAGCCGUCGACUCCGACCAAUCGGAGACUUCGUUCGCGUCGCAGAGAGCCCAUGAAACCUCAAACCCUUUUAAAAACUUCAGCAUCAGCAAUGAGUUCCUGAGAGAAGAAGUGGUUGUUCUCCUUACGGCUCAGUUCAUCACUCUAUUCAACCAGACAGCGCUGGAGACCAUGGUGACCCCUCUGACGCAGCGCUACUUCAGCUUCGGCGAGCUGGGCAACAGCGUGAUGUACGGCCUGUGUGGGGUUGAGGUCAUCACGGGCUUCUUCUUCGUGCGCUGGCUGAGCAGCAGGGUUGCGGACCGCGUGGUGCUGGCCGCUGGCCUGGUCAUCUGCUCCACCGCCUGUAUCUGGUGCCUCGUUUUCGUCUGCAAGCCCCGAGGUGGAUUUGAGUGGCAGCUUUCAACUUUCAUAGUGGGAGUUUUCCUGCAGCUGCUGGGGCUUCCGUUCGUGGCUGUGUCUCAGGUGUCGCUCUUCUCCAAGGUCACUGCUGAGAAAACUCAAGGGUUCAGCCAAGGUGUCCGGCGCUCCGUCGGAGGCCUGGCUACCAUCUUGGGUCCUUUGUGGGCCGGAGGAUUGACCAACAACUUGUACAUAAUGCUGGGCCUGAUGCUGGCUCUGCUUGUCAUGAUCACAGUUAUGACAGUCCUGUCCUACGAGCGGCUGGCCGAGCCGAGGGUGGUGCAGUGUGCCCAGAGCGCCGACAGCGGAGGGUAGAGGGGAGAGGAGCGGGCCGAGACGGACCGGGGCCGGGGGGGGGGGACGUCCUUCACUUCAGAGAGAAUAAAUCCAAGUUUCCUGAAGAGGAAAGCGCAUGAGCGCGGAAUAAAGACGAUCAAAAAGCUUUGCACACCGUCUCCCCCACCAGCCUGCAUUAGGAUGAACCGCAUUAUUCAUAUUACCACCAGAUAAUUAAUUACAUUUUACACAAGGGGGCACCAUUGCUCUCACGUUGAGUACUUACAGACAUAAUUGUAGAUGAAAGCUAUUAUUUUUAAGGAGAACUAUUUAUACUCCCCUGUGUAAGUGGGAAAAAAAAGCUGUUUUUUUUUUUCUUUCUUCCUUUCCUGUGCGACCCGUGUAUCAGAAAUGUGUUUUUUUUUCUUCCCCCUGUGAAGAGGAAAGCGCGGAAAAUGAAACGGUUGACACAAUGAGUGCAGAAAGUGGAGUUGUCAACAUCUCAGCGGCUUCGUGUCAAGAAAGCUGACAGGAGAAGAGGGUCAAAGACAGUGAUUCUUCACCGAUUUAUACCUUUCUCUUUUUUUUCCUAAAAAGAGGGGGGGAAAAGCGGAACACACACACACACACACACACACACACCCAAAAAGACUUGCAUGUAAUUACACCAUGUUAUCUGAAUUCCUUCCUGUUCGGCUUGCACAAAUGAGACACUCAUGAAGUUUCAAAAAAAAAAAAAAAACUCAAUACAAUAAAAAAUACUUGCUAAAUUGCCAAUUCUAUCCUUUUAACUAAAGGGAGCAAAUAAAAUUUUAACAAUAUACAUUCAUAAUUUACUUUUUGACAAGGUGUGAGUAGUGUACAGUCAGCUGUUCUUGCCUGUGUUCUCCUCUAGGAUGUGCUGCGCUACACAUCAGCAGACGAGGGAGCAAUGCUGUAAGCAACAUCAAGGCAUUGUCGAUUCUCUUUGUAGAAACGAGUGUUGGUUCGGCUAGUCUCUGUGUUUUUGCAUAAUUGCAGAUAAGGCUCAGUAACCUUUCCAGUUUUCCUCGCUCAGCAUGUGAUAUUUGCCUCCUUUUUUUUUUUUUUUUUUGCCCAAAAUGGAAAUUCUAAUCUCUGGGACUCAAGGACAUAAUAUAUAUAAGUACUUUUCUGCCCUGAUCAGCGUAUUGAGGUGCUUGACAUUUUAAGGGAGAUAACAGAGUGCACAGAUUCGGGUCAGGCUAGAAUGUGACUCACUUUGAACAGCGGCUCUGUCUUCCAGGACGCGUCUCUCCUUUCCACUGACGAAAACAGACAGUUUACGGUGAACCUGCAUUUCAAUCUGCGGGGAUUUAUUUUUCAUUUGGAUAUUUAUGGCUGAGAAGAAGAAGGGGGGGAAAAAGCACAGCUAGAUAGCAUUUAGAAAUAAAUAAACAAAACUGCUUUAUUCUGCUCUGACAGAAGCUUAACAAACCUGCUGAGUAACUCGCGUCGCUGCUGUCUUUUUGUUUGCUGUUUUGCCAUCAUUCUGUGAACAUUUCAAAAGCAACGCGGCGUUUUUAAAAGGCGGCAUGCGGUUCGCUCCACGUCCAAACGGAGAUAAACGAGGAAGUCGGAGGGCCUUCGUGGCUUCACAUGAACCGAACCAGCCGGCUCAGCAGCCGCGGCGAUGAACAUUUUUUUAAAAAAAAGAUACACAGAACAACCAUUUGAUGUAGGGGCAACCAAUUAUUUCUGUUAGCCAAGGACAGGCGUGCGUCGCUAUGGAGAUGGGACUUUGCAAAGGAUGGUGGUGGUGGUGGGGGAGUUAGCCAGGGAGAGUGGACGCAGUGGAUGUUUUGGUGGAACCUGUUCCUGCCACUGAGAUGAAGCAGAUACGGCGCAGUAAUUACAGUUUUCCUCCUCUGCUGGAAGGAACGUUUCUUCUUUCAGUUCAACAUUCCAUUAGGAAGACAAUAAAUAAAAGGCUCUGUACACUGUACUGGGUUUUCAACCCUUUUUAAAAAAUAUAUAUAUAUAUAUGAUGACAAUGUUCUGAUGAAUGAAGGUCUGCACGGUGGAAAGAAUAGGUCAGAUAAUUACAGAAAGAGGAAGCUUGGAUCGUCUCAAGUGGGUUCUGUAAAGAAGUUGUGAAUCAUUACUAUCUUACCUUCGGUAGAUAAGCGUUUUAUAUACAGUUUGGAUUAAAGAAAAGAAAAUGCGCAGCCUGGGAGAGCUGGUGAUUUGUCAGGGCCGCAAAUUUCUUCCAUCUGAAAAGAGUGGAAACAGAUUAGCAAACACUAUAUUACUGCAGUCUGCACAGGCCUGCAGCUCGCCACACACUAUGUCACCUACUGCAAAAUUGAACAGAUUAAGUGUUUCUAGCGAGAUAAAAAAAAAGGAGAAGAAAAUCAAUAAAAUAGCAACCGUUCUAUAAUAUCUUUAUUUUUUUACCCUACAUGUCUGCUUUGUUGCACAAUUUGUGUUUCACCCAAGUAUUCUGUACUGUGAAGUUUCACUGUCUUUGUUGGACGGAUGUUCCGAUCCAGUCCAAGGCAUCAUCUCAGGUUUCCAAUCAAGGCCUUUUAAAUUACUUUUGUCCGAACAUCUCAUUAAACUUUUGGACCCUUUU